This is a messenger RNA of Chlorella variabilis, 1500 nucleotides long. RefSeq lists its product as hypothetical. Gene Ontology annotation, biological process: NAD+ metabolic process; NADP+ biosynthetic process. Gene Ontology annotation, molecular function: NAD+ kinase activity. The coding region runs from base 1 to 1500 and encodes 499 amino acids. The transcript has 9 exons. The record is from RefSeq and is a predicted model, not a curated record. NCBI's taxonomy places the organism in Eukaryota, Viridiplantae, Chlorophyta, Trebouxiophyceae, Chlorellales, Chlorellaceae.
AUGACGGCCAGCACGCUGGCCUGUUCGGGCUACGCCCGAGGCACCAGCAGCUUGGCCAGCGAGCGCCGCCCCCGCAGCUUUGCUCGCAGCAGGCCCAGCCGCUGCGUGGCUGAUGCGGCGGGGGAAGGGGGCAGCCUGAGCAACGGCACCAGCAAUGGCUUUCCAGCGGCGGCAGCGGCCGGCGCAGGCGGGCUGCGGGCCAAGGCCACCGGCCCCGCUGUCUGCGACCCCUGCUCCUCCGACCCCGCCGCGGCGCCGCGCAGCGCGGUGCAGUGGCCGCAGAAGAGCGAGCUCUACAUUCUGCGCUCAGACGGCCACUCGUGCACGCGUGAGACGGUGCAACCCAGCGGCAACCUUCAGUUCGCCUGCCCCAGCUUGCAGCAGCAGCUGCUGGUGUGGAAGACGCGGCCGCAGCGAGUGAUGGUACUGAAGAAGCUGGGGGACGAGCUGAUGGAGGAGUAUGUGGAUGUGCUGCGGUACCUGGGGGAGGAGCUGGGCAUGCGGGUGGUGGUGGAGCCGCACGACCACGCGGUGCUGAAGGGCCUGUGCAUGGGCUGGGUGGACACGUACCAGGAGCGGGACCUGGGCGAGCUGCACUCGUGCGUCGACUUCAUCGUCUGCCUGGGCGGCGACGGCCUGCUGCUGCACGCCGCCUCGCUGUUUGGCAACGCGCUGCCCCCCAUCAUCUCCUUCAAGCUGGGGUCCCUGGGCUUCCUCACCACCCACAACUACGUCGACUACCGCCGCCACCUGCGCAACGUGGUGCACGGCUGCCGCGAGCUGGCCUCCUGCGAGCUGGUCAGCUCGGCAGACGGGCGGCCGCUGCGGGGCGUGCACAUCACGCUGCGCAUGCGCCUGCAGUGCGAGAUUUGGAGGUGCGCGGCGCGGGAGGGGCGGGGCGGGGCGGGGUGGCGGGCGGGGUGCCCGGAGGCGUUUGAGGUGCUGAACGAGGUGGUGCUGUCGCGCGGCGCCAACCCCUACCUCUCCAAGAUCGAGGUGUCUGAGGCGGGGCGGCUGAUCACCAAGGUGCAGGCGGACGGCGUGAUGCUGGCCACCCCCACCGGCUCCACCGCCUACAACGUGGCGGCGGGGGGCUCCAUGGUGCACCCCUCGGUGCCCGCCAUCCUCUUCACCCCCAUCUGCCCCCACUCACUCAACUUCCGCCCCGUCAUCCUGCCCGACUAUGCCGAGCUGGACCUGCGCAUCGCCGACGACGCGCGCUGCUCCGCGGUCGUGUGCUUCGACGGCCGCGACUCUCGGGAGCUGGCGCGCGGCGACUCCAUCAAAGUGCGCAUGAGCCCCAACCCUGUGCCCACCAUCAACAACGCGGACCAGACCACCGACUGGUUUGCGUCCAUCCAGCGCUGCUUCCACUGGAGCGAGCGCAUCGAGCAGCUGCCCAUCAACGGCCAGCUGCUGGCGGCGCGGGAGCAGGAGCUGAGCGCCAUGAGCAGCGGCCUGGCGAGCGUGGGUUCGUCAAUGGACAGCACCGAGGCGUGA